Messenger RNA from Blepharisma stoltei, 4419 nucleotides. The record is from the annotation of a GenBank genome assembly. NCBI's taxonomy places the organism in Eukaryota, Ciliophora, Heterotrichea, Heterotrichida, Blepharismidae.
AUGCAUGAUUUCAUUAGUGAUAUUUCUCGAUUUUGUUGGAUGAUAUUACCAUAUUUUUAUUUUUUCCCUCAAAAAUCAAUGGUAUACCUUUUUUGCAUAAUUUAAGUGUCGAAGGAAUCAUUUCAAUCCAAAUCAGAAAUCCAUUUGAAUUAAAUAAUAAAUAUACUGUUGAUUAAUUGAAUUGAUAUAAUAUAAAUAAAAUGGCUGAGAAUAGUAUAGAUCUAUUGAUCUCUAUUCCUGAAAAUACUACUCUAUGCAUUGUUGCUCCAAAAACAUAUCACGAGCUCAUAAAACUUAUUUCGGGACAAACGAAUGCCGAUUCAUGGCAAUUCAGUAUUAUAGAAGUUCAAAAUAAAUAGACGCUAAGUAUUUUUAUCUAUUUGAGGAAAUCUUUUAAGCUUUUCUCAGUAGGUUAGUUUAGGUUAUUAUAGAGGCGUUAGCCAUAAUGGUGAAGCAGUCACCAAAGACCUCCCGUACAGGAGAUUCUACCCCUUUUCGACUCUAGCCUAGAGGGUCUAUUCCCAAUAAUGGGUGCCACUUCCGGUACCUUCUGUCUCCUCCUUGCGAUUUCAGUCUUGAGAGUGCCACUUAUGGAUUUUACGGCUCUGCUACAGGGGAUUUGAAGUAGCUUGAUUCCAAGGAUUCUUGGAGUCUGUUGAGCGCCGAAGUGCCUUCCUUCAACAACUAAAGGAAAAAUUCUACUCCCUGUGGCCUGGCCGAAACCCCCAGUUUCUCGGCAGAGGAAUAUGCAUGUGUCCCCGGAUCCAAUGAGCACCUCUAUUUCGAACCAGAGGAAAGCAGCCAAAAAAACUACCCGGAUGCACGUCUCUUGAGCUUACACUUGAUUCUUGGCUCGGAGUCUGUCUUAGUUCGCUGCGACCAUAAGGUCUGGACUGUUGCACCAAGAGGGUAGGUUGACACGUAUCGCCAUUUUAAUAUUAUCAGCUGUUCUCAGUAAGCAAGCAUAUGUAUGAUCGAGAUGGCCGAAUAGUGAAAAUCAUAGACGAGAAAACUUACAGCACUAUUAUAAAUCGUGCAACCUUAUCAGGAAAAUCAGAGCUCAGCUUUUCUGUUUCUUUUGAAAGGAACACUAUGGCAUCAUAUUCGAGAUCCGAUUCAUCAGACAGCUUUUCUGUGCUUUCUUCUCCAGGAUCAGAAAUCUCAUUGAGCUUAUCAGAGAUACAAACUCCAACUAUAAAAUACACAAUCCAAUGCAGGAUUUUUAACUCCUCAAGACCAUCAGAUUUUAUAUCAUUCAAAAUCGAGCAUAAGGCAAAAUUAUUAGAAUUGUCAAAAAUGGUCCUUAAUUAUCACCAAGCUAAGAAUCCUGGUUUAAUAUGUGCAUUUUAUAGUGAAAAUGGCUAUCCCCUAGUUGGAUCCCUAUACCAAAUGCACUUUACUAGUUGUGACGAGGUGCUAAAAGAUAAAGAAAAAAUAUGUGGAUUUAUUAUCCCAGAUUUUGAUCAUAAAAUAGAACCUCCAAUUAAUCAUAAUGAUGGAGACGAUACAAUUUUUUUAAAACAUGAUACGGAUGAGUCUAAAACUUGGGCCAUAAAGGUUAACUUAAAGAAAAAUACUUUUUUAAAUUUGAAGCAGAAAAUGUAUAAUCUUCUUAGCAUACCAACUUUCAACUUAAAAAUAACAGAUAAAAACGACUCACUGUUUGAAGACAAUAAAAUAUUGAGUAGCUAUUAUAUAAAGCCAGGAGAUAUUUUGAAUUAUUUUAUUUAUGAAGUUGGUAAUACCGAAGGCUCUUACAAAGCAAUGCAAGCACAAUCUAUCCCACAAACUGUAGCCGGAAGAAGAACUCUUCAUUCAUUUUUGUAUGCUUUUUCUAAAGUAGAACUGCAAAAAAUAAAUUAUCAGCAACUAUUGUCUUGCAUUCGGCACUUAAGUAAUAAUUGCUCUCCAUUAAUCCAAUCUUUAUAUGAGUUGCAAAAGAAUAGAUCUAUGAGCGUUCUUAACUCAAUAGCUUUAGAGGAAGGAUUCAUAUUACUCAUCAAAAGUUUAUCUCAGAAUCUUUUCAAUAUAAAUAUUUCUGAUGCUAAGCUUUUUGAACAUUCUUUAGAAAUUUUAGGAGUUUUAUUUGAAAUUAGUGGAGCUGUGGAAGAUCAAGUAGCAGGUGAAGAAAAAUAUGAGAUUAUGAAUGCUAUAUGUCCACUUUCACUUAAUGAUAUAGGCGAGCCUGUGAAAUUAAAAAAACAAGAUGGAAACUGCAGCUUUUAUGAUUAUAACAGUGUCAUUCAAUACAUCAAUUUAGAUCAAGAAAUCCCAAAUGUAGGGAAAAUUUUGAAUAUUGGAGAUCUAGCAAUAGACGAUAGUUUUAAGUAUAUUACAAAAAGAGCUUCCUUAAGCAGCAAAACAUCUGCUGAUCAGUGGAUUGGUACUUUUAAUCCAAAAAAUAAUAGUGUAUUAUUGCAGUUGCAAGCUUUCACUUCAGAAUUAACCUAUAAGCAAUGAACGCAAUUAAGAAAUAAUCACCCCUUGCUUAAAUUCAUUGCUCCAUUAUCUCUGAAAUCUUCUGAAUUCAAAAACCAUCUCACAUUGAACAAAUCAAAAGAUAUCUGCGUAAAUCUUGGACUUACAGAAUGUAAGCCGAAUAAAAUAACACUAAUGAAUGUAAUUGACAAAUCAUGCGAAGAUGUUGAUGUUUCAGAGCUUGCAAGCCAAUUGGAAAUAAAUAUCGUUGAGGAAGAACAAAAAGAAUUAAUUACGCGGACACCAGAAGAGGCGAUUGCUGUGCUAUUUGAUAAUAGUUCUUCAAUGGAUAAUCAGUAUUUUGGGAGCAAGGAUAAAUUUAAGAGAGUUGACGCAAUAAAGCAAUUUUUUGAAUCUUUUUCUGAUAGGACAAUAGGCUAUGAUUUGAAAAAUAUUGUUUCACUUUAUGUGUUUAAUUCUGAUGUACAAAAAAUUUCAAAUUUUACUGAGAAUAUAAUAACGUUUGUAAAUCAGACCAAAAUUUUAAAUCCUAAAGGCACAACGAAGUUAUGGGAUUCUUUUCAUAUUGCAGUAAAUGCCUUAUUACCUCUAAAGCAGAAAUAUCCAGAGAUUUUGUUGAGAAUUCUUUGUCUGAGUGAUGGUGAAGAUACUUGCUCUCAAAAUAAACCACUGGAAACUGCCAAGCUACUCAUUAGCAAUAAAAUAAUAGCUGAUGCAGUUGUAGUUGGAGAGUUAUCAAAUGAAUUAAAAGCUCUUUGUUUGGCUACUGGAGGAUAUAUUUUUCUACCAAGUAGUCAUCAAGAAGGAAUAAAGCUGUUUGAAUCAGAAACAUUUUUAUCAGUAAAAUGCAGAGAAAAUGUAUCUUCAAAACUCGAAUUAAACUCUCAACGCUUUGAAGAAUUAAAAGUGCAAAACUUUUCAUCAAAAGCUCCCAUUAUGAAAAAGCCUUACCAAAUAGAUCUCAGUCUAGAGAGCUCUCAAAGAACCAUUGAUAGAGUUUCUGUUUCUUGUCCAGUUUGGCAAAAUACUUCAACAGCAAGCAGAUAUAAAAGGAUAAUGAAAGAAUUGCAUAUUCUAAAUGAAAACCCUCAUAAAUAUAUAUUUGUAUUCCCAUGUGAGCAGGAUGACACAUUUUGGAAUAUUUUUAUAAAAGGUCCCAAAUUAACCCCCUAUCAAAAUGGCACCUUUCAUCUCUAUUUAAGAUUUGGAAAAAAUUACCCCUUUAAGUGUCCUGAGAUAAGAUUUAUUACCCCAAUUUAUCACUGCAAUGUUAAUGAGAAUGGUAGGAUUUGUCAAGGUGCAGGCCCAAUGAUCGUGCACUUUUGAUAGCGAGCUUUCACCCAAGUACAUUUGGUCGAAAAUUGAUUGAAACUUUUAGCUGUGAGAAAAAAGUUAAAUUUCGCUCAAAUGUCAGACUAUUUAAAAUUUUCGAACAAACGCACUUCGAUGAAAUAUGUACAUAUCAAAAAUACACUGCCAUUUGACAUGGAGCCGAUUUGUCAUUCCAUUUUAGACCAGUUUUAUACUGUUGAUACUCAUAUUAAACAACUAUUAAGCUGCAUUUAUGGUCUACUUAUGAUUCCUGAGCCUUUAGAUCCUUUAGAUGCAAACAAAGCUGCAGUGUAUAGAGAUAACAUUCUAAAUUAUAAUGAAAGGGCUAAGGAAUACACAAGAUUAUAUGCAUCGAAGUCUAUUAAAGAAAUGAUAAAAAACUUACUACCAAAUAAUUUGAUUAGCCAAGGGGCUCCUAUUGAAUUUCUUGAUCCAAUUACUAAGAAAAUUAUGGAAAAUCCUGUAAAAGUUCAUAUAACUGGAAUAACAUACGAAAAAGAAGAAAUAAUAAAAGUGAUUAAAACUACAGGAAGAGAUCCUAAGCAUUUUAAGCCAAUCUCAGUGAAUGAUUUAAUUCCAAAUCUCGAGCUAAAGAGUAGAAUAGAAGAAUAUAAGAGAAAGAUUAAUCAGCCAUGGUUUCUUAAUUAA